Messenger RNA from Fonsecaea nubica, 1791 nucleotides. RefSeq lists its product as hypothetical. The transcript is spliced from 2 exons. The coding region runs from base 1 to 1791 and encodes 596 amino acids. Gene Ontology annotation, molecular function: transmembrane transporter activity. The record is from RefSeq and is a predicted model, not a curated record. Gene Ontology annotation, biological process: transmembrane transport. NCBI's taxonomy places the organism in Eukaryota, Fungi, Ascomycota, Eurotiomycetes, Chaetothyriales, Herpotrichiellaceae.
AUGAAGUUCAACGCAGCUUGGAUCAAGCCCACCUUUACACCUGUAGCUGUCGACCAGCACAGCGACUCAGAAGCCCCUGCUUCGAGUGAUGAGUCGAAAGGAGCACGUGUCGAUUCGCAAGGACCUUCAACAGUCGAGUCCGACUCUCUCGCCGUCGAUGAAGAUGCCCAAACCGGUGUCCAGAAGAUCCAGGCCACGGCACAGGCUUGGGGUAAGAAUCAACUUGUCCUGGCUUAUUUGCUGAUCUUCCUCAUUUACUUUGUUGAUUCUCUUCAACAACAGAUCACAGGCGUCUUGACUCCAUAUGUCACCAGCAACUUUCAACUUCAUUCCCUCACCGCCACCACCGGCAUCCUCUCUCAGAUCAUUGGCGGCCUGAGCAAGCUCCCGCUCGCAAAGAUCUUGGAUAUCUGGGGCCGCCCCCAAGGCUUCAUCCUCAUGGUGGUCCUGCUCACAAUCGGUCUGAUCAUGAUGGCGGCGUGCCAGAAUGUCGAGACGUACGCCGCAGCUCAAGUCUUCUACUGGGUCGGCUACAAUGGUGUCGGCUAUGCACUCAGCAUAUUCAUUGCUGAUACCUCUCACCUCAAGAAUCGAGGCUUGAUGUUCGCCUUCUCUGCUUCGCCUUAUAUUGCAACCACGUGGGCAGGGGGUCCCGCUGCACAACGCUUCCUUGAGGGACCUGGCUUCCGAUGGGGGUUCGGCACAUUUGCCAUUGUCACCCCUGCCAUCUGCAUGCCUGUCUUCUGUCUCUUUGUCUACAACUAUCGAAAAGCGAGGAAAGCAGGCCUGAUGCCCGUCCGCCAGAGCAACCGCACCUUUCUCCAAUCCCUUCGAUACUACGCCAUCGAGUUCGAUCUUUUCGGCUUGCUGUUGAUCACAGCUGGAGUUGCGCUCUUCCUGUUACCAUUCUCAUUAUACUCCUACCAGCGGGAUGGCUGGAAAGCUCCCAUGAUCAUCUGCAUGAUCAUAUUUGGCGGACUUCUGCUUAUCGCCUUUGGCCUUUGGGAGAAAUUCUGGGCUCCCAAAAAAUUCAUUCCCUGGGAGCUCCUGACGGACCGGACCGUUGUCGGUGCCAACAUGCUCUCCGCCGUUCUCUUCAUCAGCUUCUACAUAUGGGAUUCCUUCUUCUACUCCUUUCUCAUCGUCGUGAACAACCAGACCGUCACCCAUGCAGCCUACAUCAUGAACAUCUACAGCAUUGGAGCCUGUUUCUUCGCGAUCCCCGUAGGCCUCUACAUCCGAUGGCGUGGACGCUUCAAGAACAUCGCCCUGUACUUCGGCCUGCCUUUGAACAUCCUGGGCGUCUCGCUCAUGCUACGGUUCCGUCAACCACACUCGAAUAUCGGAUACAUUAUCAUGUGCCAGAUCUUCAUUGCGUUCGCUGGUGGAGUCUUGGUCAUUUGCGAACAGAUUGCUGUCAUGGCUGCAGCCUCUCACCAACACGUCGCCGUCGUCAUUGCUAUCGAGGGAAUGUUUUCCUCGGUCGGUGGGGCAAUCGGAUCCACUAUUGCAACGGCUAUCUGGACCGGCGAGUUCAAGGGUAAGCUGCGGAAGUAUCUGCCGGAGUCGGCGCAACCUGAGCUCGACACCAUCUACGGCAGCUUGGUCGUCCAAUCAUCCUAUGCUCCAGGAACCCCUACCAGAGAGGCCAUCAACAGAGCAUAUGGAGACACCCAGAAGCUGAUGCUGAUCGCUUCGACGGCGUUCCUAGCCCUUGCCAUUGUGUCGGUUCUCUUGUGGCGGAACAUCUACGUCAAGGACAUCAAACAGGUCCGAGGACGCGUAGCCUAA